This is a messenger RNA of Sphaerodactylus townsendi, 3542 nucleotides long. It is a transcript of the gene SLC13A3, whose product is annotated as solute carrier family 13 member 3. Gene Ontology annotation, cellular component: membrane. Gene Ontology annotation, molecular function: succinate transmembrane transporter activity; citrate transmembrane transporter activity; sodium:dicarboxylate symporter activity. Lineage: Eukaryota; Metazoa; Chordata; Lepidosauria; Squamata; Sphaerodactylidae. Gene Ontology annotation, biological process: citrate transport; monoatomic anion transmembrane transport. The record is from RefSeq and is a predicted model, not a curated record. Bases 21 to 1826 code for a protein of 601 amino acids. The transcript has 13 exons.
CUCCGGGUGCCUCUCGGGUGAUGGCAGCGGUGGGAGCCCUAGUGAAGAAAUUGUGGAGUAUCCGCAGCUUCCUGGUGCUUCUCUGCGCCCCGCUGGUGCUGCUGCCCAUCCUCUUCAGCCUGCCCCCCAAGGAAGGAAAAUGUCUCUACGUUAUUCUACUCAUGGCCUUCUACUGGUGCACCGAAGCAUUGCCAUUGUCUGUGACAGCCCUUCUUCCCAUCAUUCUCUUUCCCUUCCUGGGGAUUCUCCCCGCCAACAAAGUUUGCCCCCAGUAUUUUUUAGAUACCAAUUUCCUCUUCCUGAGUGGCUUAAUCAUGGCAGCUGCCAUUGAAGAGUGGAAUCUGCAUCGCAGGAUGGCUCUGAGAAUCCUCAUGUUUGUGGGAGUCCAGCCAGCCAGACUCAUUUUAGGAAUGAUGAUGACAACUUCCUUCCUGUCUAUGUGGCUGAGUAACACAGCUUCAACAGCCAUGAUGCUACCAAUUGCAACAGCAAUUCUGAAGAGUCUUUUUGGAGAGAGAGAAAUAUCAAGCAGGGAGAAUGAGGAAAAUCAAGCUUCCAUGCAAAAUGAUAAACUUCACACGGUGUCAACUGAAAUGCAGCCCCUUACCAAUGUUGACGAAAAUGACUUGACUGAGAAGAAGGUGACCAUUGACGUUUCCUCAGACUUAAAGAAGGAAGAAGAAUACAAGACUAACAUUUGGAAAGGUUUCCUCAUUUCCAUCCCUUACUCUGCCAGUAUUGGUGGGACGGCGACACUGACUGGAACGGCGCCAAAUCUCCUUCUUUUGGGGCAGCUAAAGAGCUUUUUUCCAGAAUGUGACGUUAUAAACUUUGGCUCUUGGUUUGUGUUUGCGUUUCCCUUAAUGGUGCUUUUUCUGUUUUUCGGGUGGCUUUGGAUCUCCUUCCUAUACGGAUGCAUCACCUUGAGGAGAACAAAGAAAUCAGAAAUCAGAGCCGAUGCAGAAGCCAAAGCCAAAUCAGUAAUAAGAGAUGAAUACCAGAAACUGGGUCCAAUGAAGUUUGCAGAACAGGCAGUUUUGGUUCUCUUCUGCUUAUUUGCCAUCCUGCUGUUCUCCAGAGACCCGAAAUUUAUUACAGGCUGGGCAAACUUUUUCACACCAGGUUUUGUCACAGAUGCAGUCACUGGAGUCACAAUAGUGACAGUGCUGUUCUUCUUCCCUUCAAAAAGGCCAUCCCUUAAAUGGUGGUUUGACUUGAAAGCACCAAACACUGAAAGCAAACCCUUGCUAUCAUGGAGAAAAGCUGAAGAAAGCGUACCUUGGAGCAUAAUUUUGUUGCUCGGAGGAGGUUUUGCUAUGGCCAAAGGGUGUGAGGAAUCGGGCUUGUCCAUCUGGAUUGGAGGCCGCCUGGGCCCUCUGGAGAAUCUCCCUCCUCCCUUGGCUGUUAUUCUCAUCACCAUAGUGAUUGCCAUGUUCACUGAAUUUGCUAGUAACACUGCCACGAUCAUAAUAUUCCUUCCCGUUCUGGCAGAAUUGGCCAUUCAUCUGAAAGUGAAUCCCCUCUACUUAAUGGUUCCAGGAACGAUAGGAUGCUCAUUUGCCUUCAUGCUUCCAGUCGCCACACCCCCAAAUUCAAUUGCUUUUGCUUCCGGGCACUUAAUGGUCAAAGAUAUGGCGAAGGCUGGUCUGCUUAUGAAUCUGAUGGGGGUUUUACUUCUGAGCCUGGCUAUCAACACUUGGGCUAAGAGCAUCUUCCAGAUAGGCACGUUCCCUGCCUGGGCCAACAUGCAUUUGGAAAAUACCAACACCACCUUUCUUCUGGAAGAUGUUCAGAAUAUCACUUUGAACUCACUGAGUAGAUCAUGAGCAAAGCAUCUUUGAGAGGGAGCAACUACCUUCAGAUCUGGGCACCGAAAUCAGUCAGCAUCAAGCACAGGAUCUCUUUUGUCCCAUUUGUCUGGGGUGGGGGCUACCUAGCUGCAUCUGCCACUCCUUAGAAUAAAGAGCAGACUUUGUUAAUCAGAUGAACAAGCUUUGCCCAAGGUGAUGACUGAGAGCUCAGGGUUUUAAAGAUCCUUCUGAGAUCAGGCAGCAAAUUGGGGAGAAAACUACAUGCAACAAAUGGGAAUAUAAUAGUUAGGAAAACAAGGCAUAUUUUCCCUCCAUUGUUCCUUUCAGGUUUGCACAGGCCCUUUGCAAAUGAGGGGGCACAGCCUCAUGAGGUGGAACAAAACAGUUAUGUUAAGAAUAAUAGGGAACAACUUGGAGAAUGCCGCAGUCAGACAGCUCAUUUGGUUGAAAAAUUAUAGGAAUACCUAAACUGCAUUUUGAUGUUUAAAUGAACAAGAGUCUAGUGGCACCUUAAAAACCAAGAAGAUUUUAUUCCCAAAUAAGCCUUUGUGAAAUCGAGCUCUUUGGAAUUAUAAACCAGAGUGUGUUCAUGAUGAGAAUGCACUUCGUUUGUUUUUGUGCUCAUGAAUCUCUCCUCCUCCCACAACAAAAACAACCAGGAUUGAACACUUCCUGAUUUAGGAAGUCUUUCAUUUGAUGUGACAUCUUAAUUUGGGGAAUUCAACACACUGAAGCAUUUCCUUGCCAACAAACUGGGAUUUUUAACCCAUAAUAUAAGAAGUCUUCAGUCUUGGAUCUGUUCAUGACCCAAGAGGAGAAGCGAUUGUGUGAACCUCAGAACAAAGGUUGUUCAUGAACUCCUAGUGACCAAAGGAUUCAGUGCUGUGUCUGCUCCGACCAUUUCUAAAAACUACUGAAGGCUUUCAAGACGCUCAUUGUCUGGUCUUUCUUUUCAUAUCCAGUAUGUAUAUCAGAUCUAAGUAUUAGGUGUGUGUCCACACAAGUGCUUCUGCCUCAUUUCUCUUCAUAUUUGUGCCUCCUGUCACAGGACAAACAUUUCCCUCUCCCAGAAUUCUGUGCCUAUUUUAGAUAUGGAGAGCCAAUGUAAUGCAGAGUUUAAGAGCAGGUGGUCUCUAAGUAGGAUUUGAUUCCCCACUUCUACACAUGAAGCCUGCUGGGUGAUCUUGGGCUUGUCACAAUUCUCUCCACACACUCUCAGCCACACCUACCUCACAAGGUGACUGUUGUGGAGAGAGGAAGAAGUUUGUAAGUCACUUUGAUACUUUUUUCGGUUGAGAAAAGCGGGGUGUAAUCAAAACUCCUCCAACUCUCCUCCUCCUCCGCCCUAAUUACACCUGGGUACCUAUACACUAGCUUACCUCUCCCUCCAUGAAGUCUUGCAAGUAUGCCAAAGUAAGGACUAGUAAUGAGAGAGGGAAUCUUGAGACAAAAUCGUGGAGCAGCUACAUUUGUAAUUUCUGCUAAGAGAUCAAAUUAGCCACUUGUCUAAGUGAAGAAGUACAUAGGCAUAAUAACUUCAUUCAGAAAAAAUCAGUAAAGAAAAAUCACCUGUGGAGGAGGAUGCCCUGAAGGAGAAACAGUGGAAACCUUCAGUCUAGAAGAAAAUGUCCACCUUUGGGGUGAGAAAUCUAGAUAGUAUAUGGCUUUCAAGAAUGACAAUGUGGAUUCUUCUCUUGUAUAUGACAGCAGCAGAGUGAAAAAAAUGUGUGU